Theobroma cacao (cacao) is the source of this 810-nucleotide messenger RNA. RefSeq names its product putative F-box protein At4g22660. Lineage: Eukaryota; Viridiplantae; Streptophyta; Magnoliopsida; Malvales; Malvaceae. Gene Ontology annotation, molecular function: protein binding. The record is from RefSeq and is a predicted model, not a curated record.
AUGGCGUUCCAAGCUAAUAGAAUGGUAAGUAUCGUCGAUUGUUCUUCCACCAAGACGAGGAGGAGGAGGAAAAGUCAUGAUUCAUCAACCCCUGUUGAUCAGGUUCCUGCUGAUAUGCUGUGGUCUAUCUUCAGUAGGCUCGAUGUCAUUGAUAUCAUUCGAGCGAAACUUGUUUGUUCCUCUUGGAACUCACUUGGAGAAGAGCUUGUCCCAAGGACCCCCUGGCUUAUGCUUCCUUCAAAAGAAGAAGUAGAAGGAAGAUAUGAUGCUGAUAACAAUGCCUACAGUGGCUUAUUGAAACUUGGGGAGAGUCAGGUUUGUAGCCCGAAAAAGAUACCAAAGGAAUUCAGGGAAAGUUGCUGCGUUGGAUCAUCGAACGGGUGGCUGAUUUUCCUGGAGGAAAAAGCUAUGCCGUUUCUAUUCCACCCACUCAGGCGAGUGAAAAUCCGACUUCCUUCAUUAUAUGCUAUGCUCGGUUUACAAAGAAUGGAAAGAAAGGCGGAUGGCGUAUAUGACAUCUCAUAUUUUGAAGAUUCUGAGGAUUAUUUUAGGCUAAUAACUUGUCAACAUAAAAAGCAACACCUACGAGAAUAUUUCAUGCAGAAAGCAAUCUUGACUGGAGAACCCGAUUGCAACAAUAAAAAGUAUGGUGUGAUCCUGUCGUGCAAUCAUGAAAAGAUUGUAUAUCAUGAAAGUGAAGACAGUUGCUGGACUGAACUACCUGACGCUAGGCAUCCGCCCUACCAAGAUAUCAUAUGCCAUGAAAACCAUCUCUUAGCAUUGGGAAACGGGAAUAAUAUUGAAAUAUGA